Messenger RNA from Gadus macrocephalus (Pacific cod), 5653 nucleotides. It is a transcript of the gene sgpp1b, whose product is annotated as sphingosine-1-phosphate phosphatase 1b. The record is from RefSeq and is a predicted model, not a curated record. Gene Ontology annotation, molecular function: sphingosine-1-phosphate phosphatase activity. Gene Ontology annotation, biological process: sphingosine metabolic process; phospholipid dephosphorylation. Gene Ontology annotation, cellular component: endoplasmic reticulum membrane. NCBI's taxonomy places the organism in Eukaryota, Metazoa, Chordata, Actinopteri, Gadiformes, Gadidae. The transcript is spliced from 3 exons. The coding region runs from base 342 to 1790 and encodes 482 amino acids.
CGCGCCCAACAGCCAGUCGUUGCGCGUCCACGGUGCGCGUCCCACGAGUCCGUCAGAAGGUUGAUACUACAGAAGAUAGCGGACCGACCGGAGCGGUCCGUCAGACACCAGGAGGGUUCCCUUCACUCUUAAAGUAGAUAUCUAUACUCAUUAACGCGCAACGUUACGGUGGUGGUUGAUAUUAAGAGCGUCUUUAUCUUUUAAUUCCGCUGGGAAGCGGAACGGAGAGCCGCUUUCAGCCAUGAUGCUCGGUUUAGCGGGCUAGAGCUAGCGCUACCGUUCACUGUUCCGGGGAUCAGGACCGCGGGUCCGGGUCCUCUCGACUCGAGAAGUGGUUAAAGAUGACUAAAAGAAGCUGGAUCAGAGAGCUGUGGCUCGACCUCCAGGACCCGCACCACGUCGCACACUUCCAGGAGAUGUGCGGGGUGCACGGCUCGUUCUCCCGGAGCCCCGGGGCGGGAGGCGGCGGGGAGCUGGACUGGACUCGCACCCACAACAACGGCUCCAUCUCCGGGGGAAGCGAGACGAAGGGUUCGGUCGUAAGUGAAGGCGGGGAGGGGCAGAAGCUGACAUCACAGACUCGACGGAGGAUUGGUGCCUCGACAACAACAACAACAUCAACAUCAACAACAACAACAACAACAACAACAACAACAGAAGGCGAGACUGAAAACCCCUCCACCAACGGGACGGUCCUCACCAACGCCACGGGCGAGGGGGUCGCUACAGGCGGCGUGAAGCCCCACAGCCUCGCCGGGAACAGUCCCGGCAGCACCGUGAAGCCGCUCCGCAAGAACUCUCUGACCGGCGACGCGGGCCACGAGUUCCGGAUCGAGAACCGACUCCUGUACUACCUGUUCACGCUGGGAACCGAGCUGGGCAACGAGUCCUUCUACAUCACCUUCUUCCCCUUCCUCAUGUGGAACUUGGACGCGUUCGUUGGCCGGCGGGUGGUGAUGGUGUGGGUGUGGGUCAUGUACCUGGGCCAGUGCACCAAGGACCUGGUCGGGUGGCAGCGACCCGCAUCCCCGCCCGUGGUGAAGGUGGAGAUGUUCUACAACUCCGAGUACAGCAUGCCCUCCACCCACGCCAUGUCGGGCACGGCCCUGCCCUUCUCCCUGUUCUUCCUGACCUACGGCCGUUGGGAGUACCCGUUCCCGAUCGGUCUGGGCCUGGCCCUGAUCUGGACUGUACUGGUCUGUGUCAGCAGGAUCUACAUGGGAAUGCACUCCAUCCUGGACGUGGUGGUGGGCUUCCUGUACACCGUGCUCAUCCUGCUGGUCUUCCUGCCCGCACUGGACGCCGUGGACGGCUUCUACCUGACGUACCGCUACGCCCCGCUCGUCAUCGUCUUAGUGCACCUGGGCGCGGGCCUCUUCUCCUUCACCCUGGACUCCUGGAGCACCUCGCGGGGCGACACGGCCCAGAUCCUGGGCACCGGCGCCGGCAUGGCCCUGGCCUCCCACGUCAACCACCUGCUGGGCCUGCUCCCGGACCCCGGGCCCGAGCAGCUGCCGCUGCCCGUGACGCCGCUCGGCGCGGGCCUGCUGGCCCUCAUGGGGGUCCGCCUGGCGCUGGGGGUCCUGGUGCUGCUGGCCACGCGGGCCGUGAUGAAGAAGGUCACCAUCACGCUGGUGUGCCGCCUGACCGGGGUCUCGUCGGAGGACGUGCGGGCGGCCCGGCAGAACAUGGGGGUGGAGCUGCCCUACCGCUACAUCGUGUACGGCGCGGUGGGCUUCAACGUCAUCUUCCUGGUGCCGCUGCUCUUCAGCCACACGCGGCUCUCUUGAUUGGCUCGGCCGGCCUGGGGCGUGGCUAGCCGCGAUUACUGCUUACAGUUAACAUUUGGGCCGUUCGUUCUUCCUGGGGUCGGGGUCGGGGGGGGGGUGGGAGUUUAAACCCAGCUGUUCAAACCACCAGCGUCUCACGUUGGGCGCAAGACACCCUGCUCGCUCCCAAACGGCUCCUCACCCGUUUAAGAACUAGCAGAUAGAAAACCUUUCACCUUUUGCAGUACGGACCUUGCUGGACUCAGCACUGGAUCAUCACAUUUGGCAUGUACCUAUCAAAUGAACAAUCCGUUGAACCGGUCUGCAGUGUUAACGGGAUCCUAGGCUCCAGUAAAUGGCCGUGUUCCGUUCUGGCCGUUCACAGCCACAGUUAAAGACUGGCCUUCAAAGGACAAUGGCGUUCAUGGAUCUCUGGUCUAGCAUCAUUCAUAUUGUACAAUAGUCAGCACCUGCAAGUUAAUAGUUGAAGUGUGCUUAAAGUUCUCAGAAGUGUUCAGACAUACUUUUCUCAAGUACAUUUCAGGGCUGUGUGCCCAGUUUUUGUUUUUCCUUCAGACGCCAAGUUUGUUUUUUAUUCCGCUCAGAGUCUUGCCAGCGUCUCUGGUGGUUUCAGCCGUGAUUGGCUGAUGAAACCCCACAGAACUGAGGCAUGAUGGGAGAUAUCAGCGGGCUCUCUGUGCAUUUCUUGUUUCGUAUUUAAUCUGUUUUCAUUCACUCUUUUCGUUCAGUGAUGAUAUCUAGUUCCUGGGUGAUUUGAGUUUUUAGCGUAACCCAUCGGAGACUGUUUCCUGACCUUUGACCCGGGGUCCCCCUUGUGGCGCAUUGACCCCUGGGUAAAUACUGCACUGACCAUCUAACCCUGGUUCAUGAAGCACCACAGAGCGUCUGGUUUUCGGUUGAGGUUUGUCGUCUUGGAAGAAGAAAGGACGGGACUAAAGAAGGGCUUCCUGGUCUACUGGUUCUCCCUGUGGCCUGUAUGCUGUGAUGAUGAUGAUGAGGCACAGGUGGGGGACACUAGGCUCCCCUGUUACCGCGGCAGCACCGACUUCCUGUCUGCUACGAAGGAGACGACCCUGACUCCCCGCCCUGCACGCAUCCAUCCACUUCCUGUCGGACAGAGAGUUGACGAGGCCGGAAACAUGUACAGAAUAUAUGCUACUAACAAACUAGUGGGAUUCCGUCAAGAUCUCGUUAAUUAAUUGACUGGAGGAACUGUGAUGUCACAGUCGGACCUGUGAUGUCACGGUCGGACCUGCGAUGUCACGGUCUGACCUCUGAUGUCACGGUCGGACCUGUGGCAUCACCUGCGAUUUUCACUGUCUGACCUGCGAUGUCACCGACCGUCUGACAUGUGAUGUCACGGUCUGGUCUGUGAUGUCACGGUCGGACAUUGUUUUUUCUAAUUACUGCAUUCCUUUUGUUGAUAGUUGUUUUGUCUAAUUGAAGCCACAGUGGAAGUGUCUGGUGACUGAAACGCAGCCUGGCGUGGCUCCAUGUCAGGCUGACCUCAACGCACCUCAUUCAUAUUGGAGUGUGUCAGGAAUCUGACCCGAGUAACAGCUCUGAGCGGUUAUUAGGACGUGGGACCACCACUUACUCUGAGCUCCUCGUUGAUCUCUCUCUCUCUCUCUCUCUUUCGCUCUCUCUCUAUCUCUCUCUCACAAAAAGGUUUUGUACAAUUUUGUGGCACAAUAUGAAACAGCACAGUCAUCAAUUCAGACCAUUCUGAAUAUGCAACUGACAUUUUCAACUUGUUGGUGAAUGGAUUUCUCCGUUCAGUCAACCCGGAGCGCGUGCCUUUAAAGCUAGCUGAAGCUUGCUAACAUAACUAACUGUAGCUGUUGGCGGAAAGCUAAGGGCUUAGCCACCUUCUCCCGUGACACGCCCGUCUUCUUCCUCCCUCUUCCUCUCCCUUUCAUUUAAUCGUAAUAUAAUCCCAUGCGUUCCUGCCUGGUGCGUUGUAAUGUUGCUGUGUGAGGUACUGUCCUGAUAAUAAGGAUAAUGCACUGUUCCCAUGAUGCACUGCUUUCCUCUGAGCUCGCUCGAAGAGGGUCUGUAAAUGCAGAACUGAGAGUGUGGUUCCACGUGGUCGAAGGACUGGAGCCGGACCAUAGGAGGUCCGGAGGAGGAGGAGGAGGAGACGGUGACCACUAGUAGAACGAGGAGAACGUCUCACUUCUCCAUUUGUCCCUUUAGCUUCGGCACUUACUUCAUAGGGGGAAGCUGUCUCGGGAACACUUCCCCUGUUGAAUGAUGUAUUCAGUCGCAGAGUCGUGUGCUUUCCUGCUGUCGCACUAAUGCAGAAUAAGCGUUGUUGCUGUUGUUUUGUUGUUUAUUAUGGUAAACGGUUCCAGAGCUUCCCUGGUCCUACUAUGUGCGUGUGUCUGUGUGUGUGCGUGUGUGUGUGUGUGUGUGUGUGUGUGUGUGGUUGGUUAAGAACGCGGGGCCGUGUUUGGUUCAGACCGUUCAUAGGCGAACCCUUCACAAUCCACAUCCUGUGAACUCGCGUCUGUUGGUCCCGAAGUGUUUACUUCCCCGUGCGCUCUGAGUCGGCACGAGUUAGCUGAGUUAGUAAUAAGCACAGCGCUAACACUGAAGAGGAAGGGGCGAUCCUGUAGCUCUCAUCCGUUUGUUGGGUUUUCCCCGACAGAGGUCAAAGGGAGACGCGUGAUCGGACAGCGCCGUGGGGUCACUCCUCGCGAGUCUCGCCUUCAUCCAACAUGGGGAGGGUUGUUCUGAUCCGUGGGGGGGGAGGUACACAGCCGGGGAUGGCGAUGGGGAAGGAAGUGCGACCAAGAGGGCACUGAACCCAUCUUCCUGAAGGGCACCCUGAGGGGUUCUAUUGUGUGAAGAAGCGGCCCGAGGCGUUUUACAACCACUAGGCCAGACUGUCAUAACACCGGUGAGGGAUAACGUUGGCUCUCGUCUGUGGUUUUUCAUCUGUGGUCAAUUGUUUUGAACACAGUUCGUGUGGCAUGACUUAAAAUGUCGAUUUCUUCUUUUUAUAUCGAUUCGUUUUUUCGGUACACCUGCAGCCAACAGCCGACACACCUGCAGUCAAUCGUGGGAACUUACGAAGACUAGCGUUGUCGUCGUCGUUUCGGCUUCCCCGACCGAAUCUCAAAACGCCGCCGCAUGAAAACAGGGUUCAGCCGCACGGGCGCGGCAGCAUCCCGUUGUAGUGCCUUUUAUGGUCGCUCAGGAAGCGUUGCUAGGCUACCGUACCACCCAGACCACGGAGAGCCGCGGGCAACCUCACUAGACGGACAGUCCCCGACCGCGUUCCACCUGAGGGGCCGUAGUCGACAUGCAGGGUUUUUGUAAAACAUGUGGCGGACCGGACGGCUUCAGUCAGGGCGGCGGCGGCGGCGGCGGCCACGGCCACGCUGAGAGGCAGAUAGAUCCCUCACGCUUCUGUCCACUGGCUUUCAUCCUGAUGGAAAAACACUGCAUGCCCCCCCCAACCCAAAAACAAAAUAUAUACAGAACAUAUAUAUGUUCAAUAAUUCAUUCAUACGUUUGAUUACAAAUGUGUUUUAACGUAGUUAGAAAAAAAUUGGCAGAUAUAUUUGUAUUUUUCUUGAAGAAUAUAUUCUGUUGAAUGACUCGUUUUUUGUUUUUUGGACAAUGUUUUUGUCAGGACAUGAAGUGGUGACGUCCAAUAUCUUGUUUUUGUAAUAAACACCCUCAGAGAUGUUUAGAGGCAUGUGGUUCUGUUUUCACUUCCAGUUCCUAGAUUUCAUUGAUUUACCAAACGGCUUCAUGUGAUUCCACUGUAUUUUUAUAUCUUUAUAGAGAUUCUAUCUGAUUGACUGUUGGUUACAUCUUUAAUUGAACUGAAAAUAAAUUGAUGAAACAAUGAA